Molecule: messenger RNA, 1194 nt
Organism: Pisolithus orientalis
Lineage: Eukaryota; Fungi; Basidiomycota; Agaricomycetes; Boletales; Pisolithaceae
Exons: 6
Coding region: 1-1194 (397 amino acids)
Molecular function (GO): 5'-flap endonuclease activity
Source: RefSeq, a predicted model, not a curated record
AUGCUCCUCCACCCCUACUUUGCUUUCGAUGGACCAGACUGCCCUCAAAUCAAGAGGGGAAAAGGCAUCCUGGGCUGGUCCCCUCCAUCACUCCUUGUGCAGCGCUUUCAAGAACUUCUGACAGUGUUUGGCUUUGACUGGCAUGUGGCUCCAGGAGAGGCAGAGGCAGAGCUCAGCUGCCUUUGGUCAUGUGGGUUUAUUGAUGCCAUGGUGACCCCUUAUGACAAUGCACUACUGUUUGGUGCAACCUGUGCUCUCUGCAGCAUCCAUGGGGAUGAAGACAUGGAAGUCUACUUGGCAGAAGCCAUAGAAAAUAGUGCCACCCUGGAAUGGGGUGAUCUCCUUCUGAUCAUGCUGAUGAGCAGUGCAGACUGUGAUACAGGUUGCUGCUGGUGUGACACAGAUGUUGCCUGUUGGUUGGUAGAUUAUGGCUUUGGAAGGACCCUCCUUGAAGCUGCCAUCUCACUCCAGUUUGUCGAGUUCAUGGAAUUCAUCGCUAAGUGGUACCAUGAGCUCGCUUGUGUCAUCAAGGAGGAACACUUUGAGUUCCCUGACCCCACCAUCCUGGCAAUGUAUCUGUCACCCCUCACCCUGUGGUCAGAUGGUGGACAUUCCCCCAUUACCCAUGUGAUGUCUCAUCAGGCUAAUCUCAUUGCCCUGGUGGCAUUCUGCUUGCAGUGCCUUGGCUGGCCACCAGAUACUGUCCAGUCUGCAUUGAUGGACACUUGUGCUGGUGCAGCCAUGCAUGCCCUUCUACAGCUGCCAGGCAACAUUGAUGGUGAGGGCUUGCAAUGUGGCAUUCAGGUCAACAGCUAUUUCCACAAGUCACUGCCUACAUACAGGCUCUCUGUGCCAAGCUGGUUCCUUCCAUUGCCAGUGGAGGUGGAUCUGUCAGCUUUUGUGCAUAUGUCGCUGCUGGGUGAGGUCAGUAAUGGUAACCCAUUCUAUGAAGUGGAGGUCCCUGUGGUCAUGUUGGAAUACUCAAGGCCUGCCUUGGUACAAGGCACUGUUGCUCUAUCAUCCCAGCCAUCUUGCAUGGAAUUGGUGGAUGAGGAUGCUGGUCUUCAACCACCUGAGCCAAUGGUUAACCUUGUUCCACUGAUUCCCGAAGCUAGAGUGAUUGACUUGACAGGUGGCGAGGACACACCAUGUCUUGAAACUGGAGAUGUUGUUCUCAUGAGGAGUGAGGACUAG